GCAAGGAAAAAACCUGCAGAGGGCGGAGCGGCGCCUUUAAAUGUCCGGGGCCCCGCCUCCUGUCCCCCCCACCCCUGCUGAAUAGGCUGCGUUCUCUUGGAACGCGCCGCAGAACGAGGUUCUGGUGACCCUAGCCGCGUUCGCUCCUUAGUCCUUUCGCCUACCCACCGGCGUACCCGGCAGACCCACCCCGUCCUGUGCCAGGAAAGUGCUGCCACUACCACUGGCACCAUGCCCUACCCAUACCCAGCACUGACCCCGGAGCAGAAGAAGGAGCUGUCUGACAUCGCUCACCGAAUUGUGGCUCCGGGAAAGGGCAUCCUGGCUGCAGACGAGUCCACUGGAAGCAUCGCCAAGCGCCUGCAGUCCAUUGGCACCGAGAACACCGAGGAGAACAGGCGCUUCUACCGCCAGCUGCUGCUGACUGCAGAUGACCGUGUGAAUCCCUGCAUUGGGGGGGUGAUCCUCUUCCACGAGACACUGUACCAGAAGGCAGAUGAUGGACGUCCCUUCCCCCAAGUUAUCAAGUCCAAGGGUGGUGUUGUGGGCAUUAAGGUAGAUAAGGGUGUGGUACCCCUGGCAGGAACCAAUGGCGAGACCACUACCCAAGGGCUGGAUGGGCUGUCUGAACGCUGUGCCCAGUAUAAAAAGGAUGGCGCUGACUUUGCCAAGUGGCGCUGUGUGCUAAAGAUUGGGGAACAUACUCCCUCGGCCCUGGCCAUCAUGGAAAAUGCCAAUGUUCUGGCCCGUUACGCCAGCAUCUGCCAGCAGAAUGGCAUUGUGCCCAUUGUGGAGCCUGAAAUACUCCCUGAUGGGGACCAUGACUUGAAGCGCUGCCAGUAUGUAACUGAGAAGGUACUGGCGGCUGUCUACAAGGCUCUGAGUGACCACCAUAUCUACCUGGAAGGCACAUUGCUGAAGCCCAACAUGGUCACCCCUGGCCAUGCUUGCACCCAGAAAUUUUCCAAUGAGGAGAUUGCCAUGGCAACGGUCACAGCACUUCGUCGCACAGUGCCCCCUGCUGUCCCUGGGGUCACUUUCCUGUCUGGAGGGCAGAGUGAGGAAGAGGCAUCCAUCAACCUCAACGCUAUCAACAAGUGUCCCCUGCUGAAACCGUGGGCCUUGACUUUCUCCUAUGGCCGAGCCCUGCAGGCUUCUGCUCUGAAGGCCUGGGGUGGGAAGAAGGAGAACCUGAAGGCAGCCCAGGAGGAGUACAUCAAGCGGGCCCUGGCCAACAGCCUCGCCUGUCAAGGAAAGUAUACCCCAAGUGGCCAGUCUGGAGCCGCAGCCAGUGAAUCUCUCUUCAUCUCUAACCAUGCCUACUAACCAGAGCUGAUCUAAGGCUGCUCCGUCAACACUCCAGGCCCCUGCCUACCCACUUGCUAUUGAAGGGCCUUCAGCCUCUUUCCCAUCACUCUUGCUGCCCUCGUGCGUGCGGUGUUGUCUGUGAAUGCUAAAUCUGCCAUCCCUUCCAGUGCACUGCCAAUAAACAACUAUUUAAGGGGGA
Molecule: messenger RNA, 1507 nt
Organism: Arvicanthis niloticus (Nile rat)
Lineage: Eukaryota; Metazoa; Chordata; Mammalia; Rodentia; Muridae
Gene: Aldoa
Product: aldolase, fructose-bisphosphate A
Biological process (GO): glycolytic process
Molecular function (GO): fructose-bisphosphate aldolase activity
Source: RefSeq, a predicted model, not a curated record